This is a messenger RNA of Limulus polyphemus (Atlantic horseshoe crab), 862 nucleotides long. Its product is annotated as hepatocyte growth factor-regulated tyrosine kinase substrate-like. The coding region runs from base 175 to 846 and encodes 223 amino acids. Lineage: Eukaryota; Metazoa; Arthropoda; Merostomata; Xiphosura; Limulidae. The record is from RefSeq and is a predicted model, not a curated record. Gene Ontology annotation, molecular function: phosphatidylinositol binding; metal ion binding; ubiquitin binding. The transcript is spliced from 7 exons.
GGCAUUGAUGAUGAAAAUCUGCAGUAAAUCAUCUGUUAAAAAAUCAGGAAAGAGUUGGAAUUAGAGAUCCUAAGUAUCAGUUUCUGUUUUUAACAUUUAAUUGAUUCAAAGUCUCGAUUAUACCCUGCAAAACAUAUUUUUGUAUAAUUAGGAAAUUGAAAAGGAGUUUUCGAUAUGUUUGGACGAUCAACUACUACAAACUUUGAUAGACUCUUGGAGAAAGCUACCAGCCAUCUCCUCUUGGAACCUGAUUGGACGUCUAUUCUACAGAUCAGUGACUGUAUUAGACAAGGGGAUGUGCAACCAAAAUAUGCUCUCAAUGCAACGAAGAAAAAACUGUAUGCUCAGAAUCCUCAUGUUGCUUUGUACGCUCUUCAGGUCCUAGAAUCCUGUGUGAAGAACUGUGGUGCUCCCUUUCAUCAAGAAAUCACAUCCAGAUCUUUUAUGGAGGAACUCAGAGAGCUGAUCAAGACGACUACUAACGAAAAUGUGAAGAACAAAAUAUUAGAACUAAUUCAAACUUGGGCCCAUGCCUUCCGCAACGAACCCAGUUACCGAGCAGUUCAGGAUACCGUGAAUCUCAUGAAAAUGGAAGGAUUCAAAUUCCCUGCACUUAAGGAAAGUGAUGCCAUGUUUGCUGCCGACACUGCGCCAGAGUGGGCUGAUGGAGACUGUUGUCACCGGUGUCGAGUUCAGUUCACGGUCGUUCAGAGAAAGCACCAUUGCCGAAACUGUGGACAGAUUUUCUGUGGUAAAUGCUCUUCAAGAAAUUCAGCUAUACCUAGGUUUGGUAUCGAGAAAGAAGUUCGAGUGUGUGAGGCAUGCUGGGAGAAACUGAACAAGUAGGUGACAUGAGAACAGU